Molecule: messenger RNA, 1023 nt
Organism: Suillus discolor
Lineage: Eukaryota; Fungi; Basidiomycota; Agaricomycetes; Boletales; Suillaceae
Exons: 5
Coding region: 1-1023 (340 amino acids)
Source: RefSeq, a predicted model, not a curated record
AUGAGGUUCAGGUGUUCCAAGUUGAAUGCAUGGAACACAUUCUGCUGGAAGAAGCGCCAGGAAAAUCAACAAAGUGGGGCGACGGGCAAGGAUGUACUACAAGAACUUGUCAAAGACUAUCGUACAGAAUAUCAAGAACUUGCUGAUGACAAGAAGGCCAAGCUUCUACUCGAGUACAGCAGGCACAAGGAAAUGAAAGCCUUGGGCAUCCAAAUUUCCACCAAGUCAAAAAUCACUGAUGUCACUCACACUCUUAAGGCUGUUGAGAAUGAGCUAAACAAUUUAAGGAGCCAUACUAGAACUGAGGCGAUGCUCUAUGCAAUGCGCAGGUCCACAGACCUCCCUCUCCAUGGUGUCAGCUUUGCUACUGAAGGUGUAGAUGACUUUACGUCAUCUGUAAUGAAUCUCGACAGUCAAGAUUUAGUCAGUAAGAUGGAAGGAUUUGCUGUCCAAGGCAUGAAAGUGAUCAUCGAAGGCUGGCCUACCAAUAUUCCUUUCACCAACCUCAGCCAAGUGUCAAGCACCCUUCCUUACCUUGAAAUGCUUCUGUGGAAGUGGCGGAGUACUGCCAUCAAGUGGAGGCAGCUCGAUGAUGAGGAGUUUCAAGAACUCCUCAAAGAGCGCAAUGAGAAGCUUGAAAAUGGCGAGGCAUGGCCUUCGGAUGGAUCUGGAGAGUUGAACCAAUGCAAGAAGACCUACAAGAGCAUUGAGACUGUCGACACAGACGAUGAAGAGGCAGACUCCACUGAAGACACUCCAGUCACUAACAUCAAUGCCAAUACUGAGACCAGCACCAAUGCAAAUAUUAAUACUGACACUAGUGUCAACAGUAAUGCCAAACCCAGUACCUUCCCCAGCAUCACUAACCCUGGUGCCUUCCACGAUGUGGAUAAUGGCGCUUCAAACUUUGAUCCCACUGCCUUCAACUUUAAUCCCAGUGCCCUCAACUUUGAUCCCACUACCUUCAACUUUGAUCUCACUGCCUUCAAUUUUGGGCUGGCACUGGGACCUCAGCAGUUCUAG